Molecule: messenger RNA, 399 nt
Organism: Chrysochloris asiatica (Cape golden mole)
Lineage: Eukaryota; Metazoa; Chordata; Mammalia; Afrosoricida; Chrysochloridae
Gene: FABP9
Product: fatty acid binding protein 9, testis
Exons: 4
Coding region: 1-399 (132 amino acids)
Biological process (GO): fatty acid transport
Cellular component (GO): nucleus; cytosol
Molecular function (GO): fatty acid binding
Source: RefSeq, a predicted model, not a curated record
AUGGUUGAGUCCUUUUUGGGAACCUGGAAACUGGUCUCCAGUGAAAAUUUUGAGGAUUACAUGAAAGAACUGGGAGUGAGUCUCGCAACCCGGAACGUGGCCGGGUUAGCGAAGCCGAGUGUCAGUAUCAGUGUUGAUGGGGAUGUGGUAAGCAUCAAAACAGAAAGUUCUUUCAAGAACACUAUGAUCUCCUUCAAGCUGGGGGAAGAGUUUGAAGAAACCACAGCAGACAACCGCAAAGUGAAGAGUAUCAUAACAUUAGAUGGUGACUCAUUGAUUCAGGUCCAAAAGUGGCUCGGCAAAGAGACAACAAUUAAAAGACAAAUUGUAGAUGGGAAAAUGGUGGUGGAAUGUAUCAUGAAUAAUAUUGUCAGCACUAGAGUCUACGAAAAGGUGUGA